GUGCCUCACGAGUCAGAGUCGUCAAAGUUGAACUUGAAAUAUUCUUAAAAGAUCAUUUAAAUAUUAUAAGCAAAUUGUUCAUCAUCAGUUCAUUUAAUGUCGCGUUAAUGUGUACAUACUUUUUGUGACUGCCGCCCAGGUUCUUCAGCGCAGUUGUUUUUCUAAAGCGUUUUACCUUGUAAAGAAGUUUUUCUUCAGUGACAUUUCUGCCCCAUUGCAAAUAACCAUAUCAUAUAGCUCGAGAAAAUUUGUUUGACUUAAAGUGGCAUAGUAAUCUCUUGUUCAUAGACAUAAUUUAAAACCCAACCGAGCGCUCAUAAAUCGAGUUAAUAUUGUAUCAAGUUACAAGAACAGUGCAAUACUAUUAAAAAUGUAAUCUAUUUGACAGAAGCCCUUAACUUCGAUAAUGAUUUUGAUCAGAAAAUAAUGCUUAAAAAUAUAAGAAAAGCAGUCUAUAGAAUUACGUAACUAGACAGAAUAAUGGGUAACAUGAGAAGCAACCGAGUUGAAACAUGUACCUUCUUUAUUGCCGUAAUUAUUGAUGUAUGCUCCUUACCCUUUCCUUCCCUUCUCUACCCAACGGUCCAUUCAUGAUAUGUUCUUUCGUGGGUGGACUAUGUAAGCGUAUUUAUUUCUGUUCCUCAUUCUUCUGCAUCCCGCAGGAGUUCUCUCAUAAGCAUCAAGCAUAAUGGCGUAAUAGCUGUCAUUUCUGAAUUGUGCCUGAAAGUGUGAAAUAGGAAGUGUUCUACGGUGUUCCAGUUUUCUUUUAUCGCGUCAAAAUUUUCUUUGUGUUGUUCGAAUUUUUGCAAAAAAAUGUGUCGAUUUUCGAGUACGUUGCUGUUGCUGUUGAUGUUAUGCGUUGGACGAGCGAUUGGUUUGUACGAAACGGCACCCCAUAUUAUCGUAAUCAUGGCAGAUGAUCUGGGAUGGAAUGACGUCGGUUUUCACGGAUCAAAUCAGAUACCAACACCUAAUAUUGAUGCUCUUGGGUAUAAUGGUAUUAUACUGAAUCGACACUAUGUUCUACCGUCUAGUACACCUUCUAGGUCAGCUUUCUUAACCGGACUUUAUCCAAUACGAAUUGGAAUGCAAGGCGAUGGUAUACGUGGUGGCGAACCACGUGGUCUUCCAUUGGAUAUAAAAAUAUUACCAGAACAUUUGCGAGAUUUAGGUUAUACGACGAAAUUAAUUGGAAAAUGGCAUAUGGGAUAUCACACACCUCAGUAUACGCCAUUACACAGAGGAUUCGAUUUUUUUCUAGGAUUUUACAACAGCCAUAUUUCAUAUUACGAUUACCACUAUUCGAAUCAGAAUAUGAGUGGAUACGACUUACAUCGUGGUGACGAUCCAGCUCACGGGAUUAACCGCGAAUAUGCGACAGAUUUAUUCACCAAAGAGGCAGUGAGAAUGAUCGAAACUCACGAACUCCCUAGACCACUGUAUCUUCAAAUAUCGCAUCUAGCAGUUCAUGCUCCUUUGGAACAACCUAGAGAUGAGUAUAAUGAUGGAAGGUUUUCAUACAUUCGUGAACCGAAUCGUCGCAAAUAUGCCAGAAUGGUGUCAAGAUUAGACGAUUCGGUCGGACGUAUCGUUCACGCAUUGGGCGAAAAAGGAAUGUUGAGGGAUUCCUUGAUUUUAUUUCUGACUGAUAAUGGAGCUGCAUCUGUCGGUAGAUACAGAAAUUGGGGCUCAAACUAUCCCCUAAGAGGGACAAAAUACACCUUAUACGAAGGAGGUGUAAGAAGUGUCGCAGCACUAUGGUCACCAAGGUUACAAAAAGUAGCUCGCGUUUCUAAUCAAUUAAUACAUAUAACUGAUUGGUUGCCGACACUUUACUCGGCAGCUGGAGGAGAUUUAAAGGAUUUAGGACAGAUCGAUGGUAUUGAUUUGUGGCGGGUACUUAGCGAAGGAUACGGACGUGGCAGAGACAAACUUUUGUUGAAUAUCGACGAAAUUCAGAAAACUGAAGGAGCAAUAUACAGCAGAUUCAAGUUAUUACGAGGAUCAGUCGAGAAUGGUUACUACGACGGCUUUUACGGAGAUUCCGGAAGGACAUUAGAGAUACCACCGUAUACAGAUGUCGUACUAAGAAGUUCUGUUUCUCAAAGUAUCACCUAUCAUUUGGGUGGUCCAGUGACACAACCAAGUACAAUGAUACAGCUACGACGAGAUGCAACGGUUCAGUGUCAGAAUAUGACAUAUCACUACAGACAUGCGUUCACCACGUGCAAUGUCACGGAAUGUUUGUUCGAUAUCGUAAACGACCCAUGUGAAACAAAAAACGUCGCUGAUGCAUAUCCCAGAAUUGCGAGGGACCUAGACCUCUAUCUGGAACACUAUGGUCACAUUCUGAUGCGACAGAUUAAACAUCCUGUUGAUUGGUUAGCUGAUCCAAGGAGAAGAAACAAUACAUGGGAACCAUGGAUGAAUUCCGGAGCUGCGAUAUUUGUUCCUAACACCGCAGCAAUAGUUGGCAAUUUAAUGUGCUGUGUUCACAUUGCGAUAGUUCUUGUUUCAACCAUAAUGAAUAUUUUUACCUGAACACUCGACGCUUGUAGCUAUUAAAAAUAUUCUUGCAAAUUGGUUAAUUUGUUUAAGUAAACCUGUUCGUGUAACAAAUAUUUUAAAAUAUUUGCAAUUUUUAAAUAGUAUUUAUAGAUAUAGCGUUACCAAACAUUUUAGCGGUAUUUUAAAUUUAAUUUUCAUUGCAUUUCGGAGAUAUUUUGCACUGUUGUUUUUAUGUUAUUUAAUUACCUUUUAUAUUUUCACAAUUGAUGUAAUACCUAAUUGAUGUAUUUGGCAGAGUUUUGGAUUUGUAAUGUGUAUUUUAGCGAGUGUUUAAAACAGCGUUGGCUCGAAUUGUGUGAAAUAUAUGAAGUGUUUCAUACUUGAAAUGUUGAUA
Molecule: messenger RNA, 2902 nt
Organism: Megachile rotundata (alfalfa leafcutting bee)
Lineage: Eukaryota; Metazoa; Arthropoda; Insecta; Hymenoptera; Megachilidae
Product: arylsulfatase B-like
Molecular function (GO): sulfuric ester hydrolase activity
Source: RefSeq, a predicted model, not a curated record